CUGACCCAUCACCAUGGCCAUGCGAUUAAACGUCGCUCAAAAGACAAUGGUCCCAUGCCCUUUACCCACACAGUGGCGGUAGCAACAACAGCAGCAGCAGAAGCAGAUAGCAUUGCCCAUAUCCUUUCCCGACACGUAUCCCUUUAUGGACGCACAGCAGUUGCAGCGGUACUACAUCGCCCAGAUGCAACAGCCGCAGCCCCAAUUGGGGGCCAAUAUGUUCGUACAGCCGUGGUACAUCUGCCAGCAGCAGCAGUGCCAGAGCUACGGCUACUGCUAUGGGAUGCAGAUGCAGAUGCCACCAAAUGGCGUUGUGCCUCAGACCUAUAGUGGCCCACCAACAACAGCCUCCCUACAGUCCGCAGGAACGCUGGCCAACAGCACAGGGAAUCGCAGUGCCACUGGACAGACACGAUCCGUUCCCAAAGCUCAAAUCCAAACACCAGAAAGCCAUAGCCGCAGCCCUGCAGGAGGCAGGACCUACAACCAGUGCAACAUGCCGCUUCCAGAGACCGCCUGCGGCUGCUGUGGCAGCCUGAACAGCUACGAGACGGACGGCAGUGCAAAGUUUGGGGCAAGCAGCAUAAACCCCGCUUCCAAUCCCAAAAUCCAUGAAGAGGCGAAGAGAACAGCAGCAGCAGCCAAAACAGUUGAUAAAGGAUCCACAAAGGGAUUCACUGAAGGAUUUCCCUAACCAUCCUCAUAGAGAAGAUCUAUCCAGCCAUUCCAAAAGAGAAGAAGAGAUUGAUACAAAUAAUCAUUCCAGAAACGAUUCUAAGAAGGAGCAAAGGACAGAUCUAGACAAGCAGCAAAAGCCCUCCAAGAAUCAGCACAAAAAGGGCCUCAAACCGAAGAAGCUCAGGGCGGACAUCGACAGCGCUUUGGGCAGUGGUGGCAGCAGUUUCAUCAAGCGCCUGUGCGAAAGUAUGCUACACACCACGAAGCGAAAACAACCCAGCCACAUGCGGAGUCAACACCAAACAUCACCCCAGGCUCCUCGAUCGUCAGUUCAGGGUCCUUGCGGCAGCCACCUGAAAAGCCGAGUUUCUUUAAGCGUCUCUUUGGGGAGUUGCGCGACAACGAGGUGUCUUUCUAUGCGCAAUCCAAUCACCAAUCAAGGUGUAACAUACACUAUCCCACGAGCCGGUCUUCCGAUUGUGUGGAGGAGACAGAGGCCUUCCAGAAGCUGAGAAGAAAGCAACAGAUAGCAGCCGAGGGCCCCUAUAAAAAGGCAACACAGUAGCAACGAUGGAUUCAAUAGAUUUCAAACCUAUUCCAAAUUUCAGGCAAUAAACUUAAGCAAAGGGCAGAAAGC
Drosophila guanche is the source of this 1315-nucleotide messenger RNA. RefSeq lists its product as uncharacterized. Lineage: Eukaryota; Metazoa; Arthropoda; Insecta; Diptera; Drosophilidae. The transcript has 2 exons. Bases 146 to 694 code for a protein of 182 amino acids. The record is from RefSeq and is a predicted model, not a curated record.